AAUUCGAAACAUGACAAUUGAAAAACACAAAUGAUUUUUGUACUGUAUUUGGUUAGAACUCGUCAAUUUUUCACCACCUUCGCGUUUGAACUGAUCGGACUGAAACAACCUCAAUACGGAUAAGUAGCAAAUAAAUUAAUAGAAAAUUGGGAAUACUUCAAGAUAUGGAUGAGGAAUUGUAUCGGGAAUUUACUUGUCCGAUUUGUGCCGACAUCUUCACUAAUCCCAAAGGCCUUCCCUGUCUGCACUCCUUCUGUAGAGAAUGUCUGCGUGUAUAUAUCACCAAACAGCAGGAAAAUAAAACAAGGAACUGUGAGUUUUCGUGUCCAGUUUGCCGCCAUAAUGUUGUGCCGUCCGAUGUUCGGAAACCCGUGGAAGACUGGGUGGAUCAGUUCCCGAGCAACCAUCAAAUCAUUAGCCUCAUGGACAUCAUGGUGCCAAAGAGAAACGAUAAACCCUGUAGACUUUGUUUGAAGCGAGAGAUCAACACAAAAGCAGUGAAUCUCUGUCGGACGUGCCAAGAGGAAUACUGUGCCGACUGUUCAAGGUUUCAUCAGCUUCUUAAGGCCACCAAAGGUCAUAAGCUCUUCCCCCUAGAAAAUAUAUCACCGCCAUCUAGGUCUUCUACGGCGGUGACGACUCUGUCUCUUCCUGAAGACCAUGGUAGCUUAUUCGAGUACACAAUCGAGUGCACGGGCUGCAAACAGCUAAAUGUUACCUCGGAGACGGAUAAUGCUGAGGUUUGGAUAACGGGUGCAGUAUUUUUGGAAGACGAUAAAAUACUAAUGGCAGACAACAGAAAUUUGAAAUUAAAACUGUUCUCUGCAGAUUUUAAAUUUAUAACUGAAGAUGAUUCCUUCAAGCCUUACGAUUUAACAUUGAUGGAUAACGAAACUGCCGCAGUUGGUGAUUCGGGUUGUAUCAGGUAUUGUACUGUAGAAAAUAAUUCAUUAAAAUUGACAAAAACUUACAACAACGAUUGGAAAAUUUAUGUGCCAAAAAUGCUGUCAUUGUCGGGUUACUGUAGAGGAAUAUGUUCCAGUCAAAGUAAAUUAGCCGUGUGCUCUGGUAAAGACUUGGACAAACGAAUCAUUCUCCAGGAUAUAGAAAUUGUCCGCCAUAUUUGGCAAGACAUUGAUGGAAAGAGUCUGUUUAGAGAACCAUGGUACUGUGUGAUGAACGAAGCUGCGUCUUUGAUCUUUGUGGCUGAUGGAGUGGGAAUGGAGGGACACGUGAUCUGCGUCACCACACAGGGUCGGUUCCGGUGGAAACACAAAUUUGAAAUGCCGAGAGGUUUAUGUAUCUGUGGCGAUCACCUUUUGGUUGCAGACAUGAAAGACAAUAGCAUUAAGGUGAUAUCGUUUGAUGGAGAAGAGGUAAAGACCCUCCUUACAAAGGAGGACGGUAUUCAGCGCCCUCAGUGUGUGGCCAUCAACAGGACGGGAGACAAGCUGCUGGUGUCAUCGUGUCCCCCCUACAACAACGACUUUGUGUCUAUAUUUGAUAUGACCUACAAAAAGAAAGAGAAGAAGAGACCGGUGUCUGUAGGGUCUGCUGUUAGGAGAAACCGACAAAGUGAACUCUGUUCUAUCUGCUGAGGCCAUCAUCUUUGGCUUUCUCAAUAAAGAGAUACAAUAUACACGGAGUUGAA
Molecule: messenger RNA, 1651 nt
Organism: Saccostrea cuccullata (small rock oyster)
Lineage: Eukaryota; Metazoa; Mollusca; Bivalvia; Ostreida; Ostreidae
Exons: 2
Coding region: 165-1598 (477 amino acids)
Molecular function (GO): zinc ion binding
Source: RefSeq, a predicted model, not a curated record